CGUUGCCAUAGCAACGACCUACCGCUGCGUCUUGUCAGUGUUAUAGCUAAUAAGCUAACCAGCUUAGGUGUUUUACUUAAUAAAGCGCUCUUACAACUAACUAAUAAAUGACUAAACGGACCGAGACUCUUCGAUUUUCGUUCAGCUGGAUGAACGUGAUUAAAAUAUGUUUUGCGCUGACGUUAGUCAGUUACCAUUAUCAUUAGCAACUGCUGCAGUAUAGCUUAUAGUUAUGUAGUUAUGAAUUAGCUUUUGUUCGUUUCGAAUUCGACAGAAUAAAGCAGCCAUCGUAUUUCAGUCUUUUUCAUAUCCCAAUCGUUUGGAAGCAUGUUCAGGAACGAUUAUCAGGGUGGCCUCACGGUGGACGUCUUCAGCGCACAAGGAAAAGAUCCCAUGGCAAAAUGGAAACUAUAUGGCAGGAAAUCUUCAAUAUCUAAAGUGUUUGAUAAAGAAGUGAAGGGCUUUGUAUACAGUCUUGAAGGCAGCAGUCAAACACACAAGAUGCAAUUACCCAAGGAUAGCAAGAUGACUCUUGGUCUGAUUCAGAAGUUUCUGAUUCUACAGGUCAAUGUUCCUUUGGGAAAAGAUUUUUCCACUGAGAUUUUAGUAACUGAUGAAGAGCAUCUAAAGAAGAGACUCUACUUGUCUACUGUGCAUAAGGAGCUCUCAGCAACCCCUUUGCAUGCAAGAAUACCUCUAACGUGCCUCAAACGCAAUACCUGGUGUAAUCUGUGUAUCGAUCUGGACUCUCUCACCGCUGAGAUAUUCAGAGGGACGCGCUUCCUGUCUCUGGAUGGCAUCAUCAUCUCCGCCUGCUGUAAGGUCCGCCGCAUCUUCACGAUGAAGAAUGAACCUGCAGACUGCAUGGAUGGAGAAAUAAGUAAUGGUCCAAAAGAAGAGAUUCCGAGGAACUGUCAGUUUCCUAGUGAAGUUCAGAACGUUGUCCAGCUGGUGAACAUGAAGACAUUGGGACAGACUGAUUUAAAGAGUGGACCUACAAACUCAGAUGCAGAAGAGACAGGUGGUGUCAAAGCAUCCAUCACAAGGGGUCCUACACCGCGGGAUUCCUCCCAUAUUGCUUUUGGUUCAAAAGUUAUCGGACCCCCUCCGCUCACCGCCAGGAAGAGCAGCACAUCUGCAAACAGGAAAGAAGAAAGAGCGAAGUCAGAACUGAGCCUCAAUAUCCCGUCAGACAGAACUGAAAAUGUACAGCCACGACCACCACUUGAAAGGCCAUCUGCUGAGAAAAUAGGCUCUAGGAGACCACAGAGAAUCCAAUAUAUGAGGAGAGAAAAAUCAAGCACAGAUAAAGAAGGUGGCAAAAUUAGCUUAAACCCAGAGGAACCUGAGCUUCAAGGAAAAAUUGCAUCAUCCUCACUUCAGACUCCGGGCUCUGACUUACCAGUAGAAGAUAAAUCAACCGAUCCAGUUCUACGGGACUGUGCUUCUAUUGCGGAUACAUCUGGGUCAGCCUUCAAGCCUCCAUGUGCUGCUUCACCUCCAGAAUGUGUUCAGACUACAGAUGAUGCUGACCUUUGUGACACAGAAACUGAGCUUUCUCUCUGCGAUGAGGAAUACGAAGAGGAAGUCUUCACUUUCUCCUCAUGCCCUCACUCAGCCAGACGGAAUCAGGCUAGCAGCAACCCUGUUGAGGAUUUGACCUUUGGCCUUAAAGGUCACAAGCUUGUAACAGAAGGACAGCGCAAAGAUGCACGUCUGGAGGAUGAUUUUGUUGGUAGUGAGAGUGAAGAGGAUGAAAUGCAUACCGAGUUCCUUCAUAGAUGUGCAGUCCAUUUCAUUACUGCUCCCCCACCACCACCUUCAAUACAAAAAGUCCUACCCAAGUUCUCUUCUGAGUCAAUUACGACUCAGGUCUCCGUAGUCCAACAUGUCUCUGAAGGACCAAAGCGGCAUGAACCCAUGCGAAUAGCACCAACCCGCUGCCUAUCACCCAGUACCAGACAAGGGAGCAGACUGGAUCGGUCCGAAGCUGACAGAGCAUUGCCUGAUGGAGAUACCAGGGUAUCUAUCAACAGAGCAUCUGUGCGAGAGAUUUCACUGAAGAAUUCUGGCCUCCAACAGGUGAGUUUCGAUGAGAGGGUUCAACCUCUGGGCUCCAGCAGGUGUGAUUUGAGGAGAAGUCAAGACGAAGAGGAUGAGCUACGAAUGUUGGCCAGUUUGAAGAGAGAGCAGGAGGAAGAAGGAGAUGGAGGCAUGGGUGGCCCGGGCCUAAGUGCAUCACAGGUUCACCACUGCAACAUAAGUCUGAGUGCAAGCAGCGAUGACACCUCAACCUGGACUCAGUGUAUUCCUUUGCCAGUGGAUCAAGGCCAGCACUAUCAGAAAGAAAUGAACCCUCUUCUUCACUCUAAUCCCAGAGAAUGGAUGGAUGUCCUCAGCCCUCCGAUAGUUCAUCCAAAUCAACAGACGGCAGAUGGGAAAGGAGACCAUGGCAAGGUCUCACCCAGAGGGGCUAUGUUACACAACAAAAGUGGAGAGGAAGAGUUUCUUAAUUUAAUGUAUGAUCCCUGCCUCAACUGUUACUUUGAUCCACAAUCUGGGAAAUAUUACGAACUGCUCUGAUCCCGAGAUGAGCUACAUCUGCAACCAUGUUUUCAAUACUGCCAUUUAUAUGUAUGGUUUAGUUGAAGCAUGUUGUCCUUCAUUGAAUUUAAUGGUUUUAAUGGAAAUUAGCGAUUUAAAAUGUAUUUUUGUAACUGUUUCUAAUAUAAUAUCAGUUUUUAGUAAUAAAUUCACAUUCAUGGAUGUUGGAGCUCAUAACGUAAGUUUUAAGUAAGCAAGAAAUAAACUCAUAUUGU
Messenger RNA from Cyprinus carpio (common carp), 2819 nucleotides. It is a transcript of the gene cfap20dc, whose product is annotated as CFAP20 domain containing. Lineage: Eukaryota; Metazoa; Chordata; Actinopteri; Cypriniformes; Cyprinidae. The record is from RefSeq and is a predicted model, not a curated record.